Molecule: messenger RNA, 3385 nt
Organism: Cydia splendana
Lineage: Eukaryota; Metazoa; Arthropoda; Insecta; Lepidoptera; Tortricidae
Gene: TAF1B
Exons: 8
Biological process (GO): nucleolar large rRNA transcription by RNA polymerase I; RNA polymerase I preinitiation complex assembly
Cellular component (GO): RNA polymerase transcription factor SL1 complex; RNA polymerase I core factor complex
Molecular function (GO): RNA polymerase I core promoter sequence-specific DNA binding
Source: RefSeq, a predicted model, not a curated record
ACCAAGAAGCAUGGGUAAAGGCGACCCGUGUGGCGUGUGUGGCGAGACGAGGACGCGGCUGGUGGACGGGUUCUUCUACUGCGUGGAGUGCGGCACGCAGGACACAAACGUGCAGGAGACCGUGGUGGAGCACCAGGCGCUGGCCGACGGCACGUUCGCCAUCGCACGCCGCUCCCGGUACGCCGUCAAGAUCAAGGAGGGUGUGGAAAUGAGCCCGGAGUGGUACAAGUGGCACAAGUCCAACUUCCUUCUGGCCGGGCUGACGGAGCUGCUCAUCGAGCUUGGAGCGGCCCCGAGUGUGCGCAUGAAGGUGCUGUGGAUCUGGAGCCGCUACAUCAAGAUGUUCCAGAAAAGGGAGGCAAUGGGCCCCAGUCAAGUCCUCAAGCAGCUGGAGGUGGGUUCCUCCUCCUCCUGCAGCGAGGCGGAGGAGGAGGAGGCGGAGGGCGAGGAGCUCGGGCCCCGCACCCUCCACGCCAAGACCCUCCGGGUCGACCGCGUCACCAACUACGUGGUGGUCGCCAUACUGGCGCUGGCGCUCAACUUCGACCGCAGCCCCAUCCUGGUGUCGCAGUUCCUGCGCUUCCUGCGCUGGCGGCUGCUGCCCGUCGCCGACAAGUUCCGCUUCGUGCCCGCGGAGGUGCUGGACAAGCUGCGCGGCCGGCGCGCCAGGCAGCUCACCGCCAUGCCCCUAGACAGCGGGGCAUUGACGGUGUUCCACUACCUCCCUGUCAUGAUGUGUCGCGUGAGCAGGCUGCUGGCGCUGGGCGGGCCGCUGACGCCGGACGUGGACGGCGUGGUGCAGGCGCAGCUGCGCGAGCUGCGCCUGCCGCGCGCGCUGGCGGCGCUCGUGCGCGCGCUCAUGGACGUAGCCCCCGUGCCGUUCAAGGCUCAACCGAAACCGACGACGAAGGAGAAAUUGGGAGGAGACCACUUCCCCGACUACGAGACGACGGUGAUGGCGUACAUCGUGGUGGCGCUCAAGAUGUGCUUCGGCCUCGACGACGACUACGAGCGGCGGCUCUCCGACGCCGUGGAGCUGAUCAACGAGGAGGCCGCGCACCCUCUUGCGUACAGCUCGGACCCCUCGCCGACGGGGCGGCUGUUCAGCUUCCUCUCGUGGGCGGCGCACGUGCGGCUGCGCGCUGCGCUGGCCGCGCGCCACGCCGCGCCGCUCGCCUGGGCGCGCGCCCACCGCGCCGCCGGGGACGCCGCCAUGGAGCACUUCCCCGAGUUCACCAGCGAGAGGCGACCGCACCCCGACAAGACUAUCAAGAAGGGCGCCAAAGCGAGGCUAACCGACCAAGUCACCAUGGAGAUAUUAGACAGGAUCCCCAAGCGGUACGAAGUCGGCGUCCUGUCCCUCGACGAACUCAGACCGGCCAUGGCCUCGAGGGAACCUCAGACUGCGAUAGCGAGAGCUAUAGGACACCUCCUGCCCGCCGAGCGGAGGAAACUCCUCGAUGAGGACUUCACGCAAUACUCCCUCGAGUACGCGUACAGACACCUCGCGCUCCCCACCUCCCGGCCCUCCCAGCACAAGAAGCUAUUCCGCGGCGUCAAAGUGAACGAUGGUUGCGGACGACUCCUCGGCGACGCCGUGUACACCAGCCUCGCCGACACCACCACCGUCUACGUCAAGAACUGCUCCAACCGGAACUGGGCGAGGGCGAGGCGCCCGACCGCCGCCCACGUGCUCGGGGACAGCGACGCCGGGUACGACUCCCGAGAGACUGAAGAGGAGAAAGAGAAAGAAAACUUAGAGACCUUUUUGGAAGAGGACGAAGCCAGAAAUAUUUUUGACGAUGAUUUUUCUGAUAUACCGAUCAAAGACGAGAAACCUGAUUCGAAGGAUGACAUAAACUUCGACGAGACUAAACAUAAUAUAAAUUGGGGCGAUGAUAUUGACAACUUUGGGAACGCCGGCGUCGAAAAUGACGCCGACGAAUGCGGCAUAUUCGACAGCGACGACGAGGUCGAGCCGCAGUUCGACCCCGACACCUUCAACAGGAAGGAGGUCAUCAAAGAAAUGAUGGCGGCCGCCUAUAGGAACUGCCACAUGGCAGUACCGGCGCGAUAUCUAGCUCUGGGUGAAAACCCGACGAAAAAGAUGAAGAAAACGUACCCUAGUGCGGCCCCGAUCCGGGAGUACGUUUACGGUAUCGGAACCCAGUACUGGGCCAACAAGCUCAAGAAGCAGGAAGCUGCGGCCAAGGUUGAGGACCUCGUGGCCACCUACAGGGGCAACUUGCACAACGACGUGUUACACCAGGUGGAGGAACAAGUGCGCGCGUUUACGAACGCGAACGAGAGUGCUGACGUCAUCGAGCCCGCGUCCGAGCUCGCGGACCCUAGCUGCCACGCGGACGGAAACGCCGUGGAAGACCAAGACGUGGACGAGUCUAGAGACGUGGAAUUUAUUGAAAAUGAAGCCAAAAAUUAUAUAAGUAGCGACGAAGACUCGUGUGAAGAGCACGCCUACGACCCUGUUCUUAAAAACGAUGCUAACUUUGAUGAAAAAACGCACGACGUCGAGCAGUUGUACGUGAAGCUGAAGGAGCUCCCGCCGGAGGCCGAGCGAGCCGCGAGUCCGGCGCCCGACGACCACCUCACCGCCAUCAUCGACCAAACCAUCCGCCAGAUGAAACAUCGGAAAAUAAAGAAAAAGGAGGUAAUGAUCACAAAGACCGAUAUCAAUCACCUGGUGGACGAUCCGAAACGUAUCACCAGAUUUAAUUACUGGUUCACGAUAUUAUUUGCAAGACCUAAAGACAACAAACAUUUCCUGAAGUCAGACCGGAGAUUGGAGAAAGAGUUUGAGGAGAAUUCGUCGCGCAGCUUCUGGUUCGUGCUGAAGGAGUGCUCCGCCGUGUUGGACAUGUCGCCGUUGCGCCUCUACCGCCUCGUCGCCGCCAUCGAGAAACAGAUGCUCAAACUACUGCCCAAAAAGCAAAGAAAAGGAAAUGAACCCAAGAAAAUGGGAAGACCCCCCUUACACAAGCCUCGUUUAGACGAGUACCCCAAUAAGAAACGCGGGAGACCUCGCAAACACAUGGACAAGAAUCUUUCAGGAGAAAGUGGCUUACACUGUAGACCAGAUCUUAGACUCCACAAAGACUUAAAAAAUGCAAGCGCCUCUCAGAGUCAGCACCGGCCAAGGAAACUAGGAGGACAGCGCAAAACCUUGGAUGGCAACCUUUCAGAAACUAGCGACUCCCAGGAGUGGAUACCUGAAACACUCAGCGAGGACUCUGAAGAAUCAAGCACCUCGGAAGAUCAGGACCAGCCAAGGAAACGAGGAAGACCCCGAAAACCCCUGGACAAAAAUACUUCAGAAAACAACAAUAACUCACAAAGGUCCAGCAAACACUUAAAAGAGUCCAGCACC